Molecule: messenger RNA, 834 nt
Organism: Dermacentor silvarum
Lineage: Eukaryota; Metazoa; Arthropoda; Arachnida; Ixodida; Ixodidae
Product: mediator of RNA polymerase II transcription subunit 12-like protein
Exons: 6
Coding region: 1-834 (277 amino acids)
Biological process (GO): regulation of transcription by RNA polymerase II
Cellular component (GO): mediator complex
Molecular function (GO): transcription coactivator activity
Source: RefSeq, a predicted model, not a curated record
AUGGAAGAUGGUUGUGAAGAGUGGACUGCGUCAUUGUGCAAAUUUCUGCGGGAGCUACUACACAAGCUGGUGGAACAUAGCCAUCCGACAGGCCCACCACCACCUCCACCAGGAGGGGGCGGUACCACACCAGGUGGUCCUGGUGGUGGAGGCGGGGCAAGUCCUGGUCCUCCUGCAGCUACACCUGCUGCUCCCAGCAUUCCGCCUGACACCACCAUUGCCAAGCAGUGGCAUUACUGCACCAACCUGGCCUCGCACCUCUAUGAGGAAGGGCUUCUGGAUCAUCAGGACUUUCUCAACUGGGUUCUGGAGCUGGUUGAGAAGACCAAGAGUCCAGAUGACCCCAUCUUGAAGCUUGUCAUGCCACUCACAUUGCAGUAUGUGGGUGAGUUUUCUCGUUCUGAGCUGCUGUCACGGCGGCUGGCUUAUCACUGUUCCAAGAAGCUAAGUCAGCUGGUUGCUGACUACACCGUCAGCUCUCCGAGGAGCCAGAGUCCAGUCACACUAACUGCCACUUCAACAACAAAUGGCGGGAACACUGUGUCUCCAGUGCCAAAUCCUCCCUCCAUCAGUCCUCUGGCGGCAAGUUUCGCAGAAUGCCUCAGCUGUUCUCAUCAUCGUUCCAUUGUUCUUCAAUUAUCAGUUGUUCUACAGUACAUCACACUGAAGUGCCCCACUGCUCUUGUGUGGAACAGCAUCGGUGAAGGCAAAGCGAAUCCCAUUCUGAACGGCAGUCCCUUAGACCUGCUUCCAUGCCCACCAUCGUGUCUGCCCAUGCCACCAAGGUCUUUCAAUGCUCAGGUACCUACAGUCUGGUACAGUCUUGUGAUCUGA